UGAUAAAGUUGAAGAGUGAAAGAGUAAAAGCAAAUUUGUGGGCGUGGGAGAAGAAUUGAAUUGAAGCUGAGGUGCAGGAAAAUGGCGGAGGUGAGGACUUGUUUGUUGAAGAGUGAAGAGGAAUAUUGGGAAUUCUGCCCGGGUUGCAAUAUUCAACGGAUGAAGCGUUCCAAUGCCGGAAUCCCGUUUAAGCAUCUCUUCUUCGUCGGCGUUAUCACACUCUGUGCUGCUUUGCCAAUCUCAUCGCUCUUUCCUUUCCUGUAUUUUAUGAUCAAGGAUUUUAACGUAGCAGAAAAAGAAGAAGAUAUUGGUUUUUAUGCUGGGUUUGUAGGAUCUUCAUACAUGGUUGGAAGAGCUUUGACAUCCCUUCUUUGGGGAAUGGUGGCUGAUCGGUGGGGCCGUCGACCAGUUGUAAUAUUCGGCACAGCUGCAGUGGCAAUCUUCAAUGCGCUUUUUGGCCUUAGUAUAAACUUUUGGAUGGCAAUUUCUACAAGGUUUCUUCUAGGAAGUUUGUGUGGAAUACUCGGUCCAAUGAGGGCAUAUGCUGCAGAAAUUUGCCGCAAAGAAUACCAAGCUUUGGGCAUGUCUGUAAUAAGCACGGCAUGGGGCAUAGGCUUGGUAAUUGGUCCAUCUCUCGGGGGUUUUCUUGCACAGCCUGCAGACAAGUAUCCCGAUAUAUUUUCUAAAGAAGGCCUUUUUGGAAGAUUCCCCUAUUUCUUACCUUGUCUUGUGAUCUCACUUCUAGCGUUGGUUGUAUUGGUCUUCACUUGUUGGCUUCCGGAAACACUGCACAACCAUAGUUCAAAAGACGUGGAACAAAGUGAUUCUCAUUAUGCUAUAGAGGGCGUGGUAGAUGAGUCUAAUGUACCUCGGAAUAACAAAGUUUCCCAAUCUCAAAAGAGCCUAUUAAAAAAUUGGCCUUUAAUGUCUUCGAUUAUGGUCUACUGCAUCUUUCAACUUCACGAUAUAGCCUACACAGAGAUAUUCUCCUUGUGGGCUGUUAGUCCUAUAAAGAAUGGGGGGUUAGAGUAUACAACUUCAGAUGUUGGUGAAGUUCUUUCCGUCACUGGCAUGGGUCUGUUGCUUUUUCAACUAUUCCUAUACCCAUUAGUGGAGAGAACUAUGGGAACAAUCAUGGUUUCUCGCAUUGGAGCAGUAUUAAGCAUACCUUUGCUGUUCAGUUACACCUACAUUGCUCUGUUAUCGGGUCUCUGCCUCUUCAUUGUGCUUAAUUGUGCUUCCUUGUUAAAGAAUGUGUUGUCUGUAUCCAUUACGACGGGAUUAUUCCUUAUACAGAAUAGGGCUGUGUCCCAGGAACAAAGAGGUGCAGCUAACGGCAUUUCUAUGUCUGCAACGUCUCUUUUCAAAGCCAUUGGCCCUGCAGCUGGAGGUGCAAUAUUUUCUUGGGCUCAAGCGCGCCAGGAUGCAAGUUUUUUGCCAGGUGAUCAGAUUGUUUUCUUCAUGUUGAAUGUUGUUGAAGUAGUAGGCUUAAUUUUGACCUUCAGGCCUUUUCUCCAACUGCCAGAAGACACUAUCAAGUGCUGAUACUUUACAUUUUGAGUUCUGGGUACAACCAUACUUCAUUCUAUCUUAGAAUUUAUGGUACAUUAUCAUAUAGUAAUUAGUAAACCAUCCUCAAUGUCUCUGGGGCUGUGUUUUUUUUUAUUUAUUUAAUUUUUUUGGGU
Ipomoea nil (Japanese morning glory) is the source of this 1685-nucleotide messenger RNA. RefSeq names its product protein ZINC INDUCED FACILITATOR-LIKE 1-like. Gene Ontology annotation, biological process: transmembrane transport. Gene Ontology annotation, molecular function: transmembrane transporter activity. The record is from RefSeq and is a predicted model, not a curated record. Bases 82 to 1545 code for a protein of 487 amino acids. Lineage: Eukaryota; Viridiplantae; Streptophyta; Magnoliopsida; Solanales; Convolvulaceae. The transcript has 17 exons.